This is a messenger RNA of Delphinapterus leucas (beluga whale), 2707 nucleotides long. RefSeq names its product potassium two pore domain channel subfamily K member 4 (gene KCNK4). Gene Ontology annotation, cellular component: plasma membrane. Gene Ontology annotation, molecular function: outward rectifier potassium channel activity; potassium ion leak channel activity. NCBI's taxonomy places the organism in Eukaryota, Metazoa, Chordata, Mammalia, Artiodactyla, Monodontidae. The record is from RefSeq and is a predicted model, not a curated record. Gene Ontology annotation, biological process: potassium ion transmembrane transport; stabilization of membrane potential.
CCGGCCGGCAGAGGCGCCCACCUCCCCGUUCGUGGGCGCCUCUGGGAGUUCUGCGGCCGAGCAUCCAGCCGCCGCCCGUCACGCUCCGAGGCGUCGGCGUGAAGACGCGGGGAGGUCGUGGGAGCGAGUGGCGGGGGUGCGGUGUCUGGGCAGUGGGCGCUGCGCGGUGGCCCCGCGGUCUGGGUAUGUGUGUAUGUGAGUGUGUGCACACAAGUGUGUGGGCCUCUGGGGGCCUUGGCCCGGCGCGCACGGCCCUGAGCGUCCGGUGUGCCCGAGAGGCCGGGGAGUAUGCAGGUGGAGUGUGUGUGUGCGUGCAGUCCGGGCAGAGGCGCCUCCUGGAGCCGCAGGGUGGAGCGUGGGCGCGCGAGUCUUUGUGCCCGCGUGUGUGCGCGAGGGCGCCGCCCCCCGCUGUCCCGGGGGCUGACAGCUGUCCAGGGGAUGCUGCACUGGUCCGGCCCUGGUCGCCCCCACCGCGCUGCUUCCCGGAACCCAGUACCCUCCCUUCCCCUCCGCCCUGCCUCGCCUCUGCGCAGCGAUCCGGACCCGCCCCAGGGUUCCUCGAAAGCCCAGCGGGGCGCUGGAGGACCCUGGAGGCUCCCCGCCCGGUCCAUCGCGUCUAGAAGAGGAGCGAGGAGAGUUAGGGGGGGAGGGAGAAACCGCGAAGAUGCUGCCGCAGCCUCAGCGGACGAGCCGGGACCCGCCACCCCCGUCCCCGCCCUGCACACUCCUCUGUGCCCCCUCAGCCUCCAGCUGGAAGGCGGGUUCCCCAGGCCCCCUCCACGCCCCCAGCAUUUCCUCGCUCGUCCUGCCUCUCCCUCGGCAGGCUCGGUCUCUCUUUCCCCCUUCCACUCUCCUUCCCGGUGCCCUCUUAUCUUCUCACACCCUGGAGUCCCUGGACAGGGGCUGAGGGCCGGGCAGUGGAGGUAAGGGGGAGGACAGAGGUGGGGGGACUGGGUGUGUCCUGGUACCAAGUGUCCGGCCAGAGGGAUGUGAGGAGAAGACGUCUGUGGGUAGUAGGGCUGGGGGCUCCAAGACCAUUGGGUGUGUAGGGGUUGGAGGAGGGUGUAGGGGUGUCAGGUCAGGUUAUUGAUCCCAGCAUCCCUGGUUCUGCCCACAGUGACUGCAGCUCCCCAGGAGCCCCCUGCCCGGCCUCCCCAGACGGGCCGUGGAAUUGGCCGGUCCUCUGGGCGCGCCAUGCGCAGCACCACACUACUGGCACUGUUGGCUGUGGUCCUGCUCUACUUGGUGUCUGGUGCCCUGGUGUUCCAGGCCCUGGAACAGCCCCAUGAGCAGCAGGCCCAAAGGGAGCUGGGGGAGGUCCGAGAGAAGUUCCUGAGGGCCCAUCCAUGUGUGAGCGACCAGGACCUGGGGCUCUUCAUCAAGGAGGUGGCUGAUGCCCUGGGAGGGGGUGCAAACCCUGACACCAACUCAACCAGUAACAGCAACCACUCAGCCUGGGACCUGGGCAGCGCCUUCUUUUUCUCAGGCACCAUCAUCACCACCAUCGGCUAUGGCAACGCGGCCCUGCGCACAGAUGCUGGCCGCCUCUUCUGCAUCUUUUAUGCACUGGUGGGGAUCCCGCUGUUCGGGAUACUGCUGGCAGGGGUCGGGGACCGGCUGGGCUCCUCCCUACGCCGCGGCAUUGGUCACAUCGAAGCCAUCUUCCUGAAGUGGCAGGUGCCACCAGAGCUGGUGCGAAUUCUAUCGGCGGUGCUCUUUCUGCUGAUCGGCUGCCUGCUCUUCGUUCUCACGCCCACGUUCGUUUUCUGCUAUGUGGAGGGCUGGAGCAAGCUGGAGGCCAUCUACUUCGUCGUGGUGACGCUCACCACGGUGGGCUUCGGGGACUAUGUGGCCGGAGCCAGCCCCAACCAGAACUCUGCAGCCUACCAGCCGCUGGUGUGGUUCUGGAUCCUACUCGGCCUGGCCUACUUCGCUUCAGUGCUCACCACCAUCGGGAACUGGCUGCGAGUAGUGUCCCGCCGCACUCGGGCAGAGAUGGGCGGCCUCACGGCGCAGGCUGCCAGCUGGACCGGCACGGUGACCGCGCGGGUGACCCAGCGAGUCGGGCCCACGGCACCACCGCCGCCGGAGAAGGAGCGGCCCCCCCAGCCUCCGCCGCCGUGCCCAGCGCAGCCCGCCAGCAGACCCCUAUCCCCUGCGGCCCCGGAGAAGACCGAGCCACCCUCUCCGCCCACGCCGCCCACCCCGCCCACGGCCUCCGCGCUGGACUACCCCAGCGAGAAUCUGGCCUUCAUCGACGAGUCCUCGGACACGCAGAGCGAGCGCGGCUGCGCACUGCCCCGCGCUCCACGGGGCAGCCGCCGCCCCCUCAACACCCCCAGGAAGCCCGCGCGGCCCCGCGGCCCGGGGCGCCCCCGGGACAAAGGCGUGCCCGCGUAGGGGCAAGACCCCUGCCCGGGCCUCUCCAAGGGCUCCGUUCUUGCUCUCUCCCCGGCAUGCUCUGCUUGUUUAACCAAAGAGCCCUCUCUCGACCGACCCGGCUGAAACCUGGGGAGGAGGCUGCGGGUUGCUUGUCUGCCACUCUCUGCUCCUGGCCCCCUCCUCACUUCAUCCAUUUCCAGAACCCCAAGGCUUUCUGUCUCGUUGUCCGUCUGGGCCUGUCCCUCACAACAUCUCACGACUGUGCCUCAAAGCCUACAUCAAUAAACGAAAACAGUCUGCAUCGCUGCGGGCGUGGAGCUCCGGG